Salvia hispanica is the source of this 1121-nucleotide messenger RNA. Its product is annotated as tryptophan synthase alpha chain-like. NCBI's taxonomy places the organism in Eukaryota, Viridiplantae, Streptophyta, Magnoliopsida, Lamiales, Lamiaceae. Gene Ontology annotation, biological process: L-tryptophan biosynthetic process. Gene Ontology annotation, cellular component: cytosol; chloroplast. Gene Ontology annotation, molecular function: tryptophan synthase activity. The record is from RefSeq and is a predicted model, not a curated record.
ACCCUGUCUAUCUCUUUUAGUGCACGCCAAAUUGGCAGUUGCAAUAUAUAGCAGAGAAUCAAUGGCCGCUGCCGCUCUCAACUCCUCGCGCUUACUCCAACUCAAGACCACCAACAAUUCAGCUCAAUGCCGCUCCUUUCUUAGCUCUUCCACCCACCGCUCCUUCAAAUUGAAACCGAUCAUGGCCGCCCUCACUGCCGCACCCACUGUUGGAAUCUCUGAAACCUUCUCCAGAUUGAAAAAACAAGGAAAGGUGGCAUUCAUUCCGUAUAUCACAGCUGGUGACCCUGACCUUUCAACAACUGCUGAAGCACUAAAGGUCCUUGACUCAUGUGGCUCAGACAUUAUUGAACUGGGUGUACCUUAUUCAGACCCUUUAGCCGAUGGUCCUGUUAUCCAGGCUGCUGCAACACGAGCAUUAGCCAAAGGAACCAACUUUGAUAAGAUCAUUGAAAUGUUGAAGGAAGUGGUGCCUCAAUUAUCUUGUCCAGUUGCAUUAUUCUCAUAUUACAACCCAAUACUCAAACGUGGUGUGGAGCGAUUCAUGAGCACUUUGCAGGAUACUGGAAUACAUGGGCUUGUUGUUCCAGAUGUGCCUCUAGAGGAGACUGAUAUAUUGAGAAAGGAAGCUGCCAGUAAAAAUAUUGAGUUGGUGCUGCUAACUACACCAACCACUCCAACAGAGAGAAUGAAAGCCAUUGUUGAAGCAUCAGAAGGUUUUGUCUACCUUGUUAGCUCGGUGGGAGUUACUGGAGCACGGACAUCUGUCAGUGGAAAGGUUCAAUCUCUUCUAGUGGACAUCAAGGAGGCAACGAGUAAGCCAGUUGCAGUUGGUUUUGGCAUAUCGAAACCAGAACAUGUUAAACAGGUUGCGGAUUGGGGAGCAGAUGGUGUGAUCGUUGGCAGUGCCAUGGUAAGAAUACUUGGUGAUGCAAAAUCACCUGAAGAUGGGAUAAAAGAACUAGAGGUAUUCACAAAAAGCUUAAAAUCAGCUCUUGCUUGAUGAAAUUCCCUGAACUCAUCAUCUAGAAUUGCAGCAAAACUGAACUAGCCACAAAUUUUGUUUGUUUUGAACAAUAAAUAUUCAGUUUCCUUCUCUUAAAACUGUGGUGGUUGCUAUU